Ctenocephalides felis (cat flea) is the source of this 1519-nucleotide messenger RNA. Its product is annotated as malate dehydrogenase, cytoplasmic-like. The transcript has 2 exons. NCBI's taxonomy places the organism in Eukaryota, Metazoa, Arthropoda, Insecta, Siphonaptera, Pulicidae. Gene Ontology annotation, biological process: malate metabolic process; tricarboxylic acid cycle; oxaloacetate metabolic process. Gene Ontology annotation, molecular function: L-malate dehydrogenase (NAD+) activity. Gene Ontology annotation, cellular component: mitochondrion; cytosol. The record is from RefSeq and is a predicted model, not a curated record. Bases 285 to 1283 code for a protein of 332 amino acids.
AUCAAAACGUUGUAAAAUAAUUGGCGUAUAAAACAUUGAUUAUUACACGAGUAGUAAUUAUUAUUUUGCAAUAUUAAUUCUCUAAAUUAAUUGCUUAAUGAUAACGAUAACAUUUGUUCAUUCGAGCAUUCGAUUGUGUAUGUAAACACGAUAAGAAAUGCAAGAUCGGACCAGGAGUGGGGACGAAGUGAAAUCUCAAUCAAGAAGUUGUCAACAUCAGCAAAUCAUUUUGUGUUUGUUGUUACGGCUUCUAGUUGAUCCACUACUUAUUAAUAAAUAACAAAAUGGCUGAUCCAAUCCGUGUAGUUGUCACCGGUGCAGCCGGCCAAAUCGCUUACUCCCUCCUCUACCAAAUCGCAAAGGGUGAUGUAUUUGGAAAGGACCAAUCACUCAUUUUACAUUUAUUGGAUAUACCACCAAUGAUGGGAGUCCUAGAUGGCGUAGUGAUGGAACUUUCUGACUGUGCCUUACCUCUACUUCACUCUGUUGUUCCCACAGCAGACCCUGCUGUUGCUUUCAAAGACGUAUCAGCAGCUUUCUUAGUAGGAGCUAUGCCCCGCAAAGAAGGAAUGGAAAGAAAAGACUUACUGUCUGCUAAUGUUAAGAUUUUCAAAGUCCAAGGAGAAGCCUUAGACAAAUAUGCUAAGAAAGAUGUUAAGGUUUUGGUUGUAGGAAAUCCAGCUAAUACUAAUGCUUUGAUUUGUUCAAAAUAUGCUCCGUCUAUCCCCCCUUCAAACUUUACUGCAAUGACUCGUUUGGACCAAAACAGAGCCAAGGCACAACUUGCUGCUAAAGUUGGCACAGGAGUCGCUAAUGUAAAGAAUGUUGUAAUUUGGGGAAACCAUUCUUCCACCCAAUAUCCUGAUGCAAGAAACGCUGUUGUAUGCUUGAAUGGUAGCAAGGUUCCCAUUCCAGAAGCUGUUAAAGAUAAUGUUUAUUUGCAAACACAAUUUGUACAAACUGUUCAAAAGAGAGGAGCUGCUGUAAUAUCAGCACGAAAAAUGUCCUCUGCCAUGUCUGCUGCAAAGGCAGCAGGAGAUCACAUGCACGAUUUGUGGCAUGGUACACUACCAGGAGAAUUUGUUUCAAUGGGAGUUUUAUCUGAUGGUAGCUACAAUGUACCAAGAGACAUUAUUUUCUCCUUCCCUGUUACUAUUGAAAACAAACAAUGGAAAAUUGUACAAGGUUUACCUAUUGAUGAAUUUUCAAAAUCAAUGCUUAAUACUACUGCCAAGGAGUUACUAGAGGAAAAGCAAGAAGCUCUUGCAGUUUGUAGUCUUUAAAUAUCAGAUACAAAUAAAUACAAAUAUAUUUAUGGGUAUUUUCAUACAGUUUCAAAAAUUACAAAUUCUAUCAAUUGUUGCAUACAUAAAAUAAAACUAAUUAAAUCUAAAAACUGUGGUAUCAUUUUACAGAAAGCCUUGCAUGCAUUUUAAAAUUAUAUUGUCAUAAUCUUACAUGCAUUUCUAAAUUGACCUGUUUUCUUGCAAAUUUUAAUAUGUUUAGUAAUAGACUAAUU